Tachysurus vachellii is the source of this 1950-nucleotide messenger RNA. RefSeq lists its product as uncharacterized. NCBI's taxonomy places the organism in Eukaryota, Metazoa, Chordata, Actinopteri, Siluriformes, Bagridae. The record is from RefSeq and is a predicted model, not a curated record. The coding region runs from base 145 to 855 and encodes 236 amino acids. The transcript has 6 exons.
AGGAAGAGCCUUGGAGAAAGGUUUACACCACUUCUCUCUUUUAUCAAACAUUCAGUUUGUCAGCAACUAUUAAAGAAAGCUGUUCAUCCAGACUACGCAGACGGAUAUCUUAACAAAAUACUUUCAAUCCAAGCUAUCACAAAGAUGAUCCUUUAUGUCUUUGUUUACAUCAUACUUAUUUUAAUCUUUAGUCCAGGACUCUCAAUGAGCAUGUGCACUUUAAAGGUCCUGCAGCCUCAAGAGCUUCUUCAUGCAAGAUUUAACCAGUCAAUCUCCAUCUCUUGCCAUGUCAACAUGUCUUGCCCAACUUUGCACCAAAAGCAAAUGGUGCAAUGGUAUGUGUUGGGGACAGACUCCUAUUAUGAAGUGGAAAUAAACAAUCACCCAAUGAAGUAUAGAUUGCAAGGCGCAGACCUACAUAUCAGCAGCUUCUCAUACAGCGAUGAAGGUGUGUAUUACUGUGCUGCGUCUUAUCAAGAUUUAGCAAACAGUGGCGCACAGGAUAUUGGGACUGGAACAACACUGACAGUGAAAGAGAACUAUAAUGCUGGAAAAGUUGUGCUGCUCACACUGGUGGUCUUUCUGUCCCUCUAUAUUUUAAUAAUCCUGACUCUCUUCAUCUAUGUGAAGACUGGACGAGUCACAUUAAAAGGAAGACGAAGCCAACGACAGGGCAAGGGUGAGUCAACCAGGAAUGUCCAUUUCGGUGCUGUGGUGCAAGAACUGUACAGUAAGAGGAACUUGCGCAGGAACAAGAAAAAUACAUCCACUGAAGUAACAAAGAAAGACAAGGUUGAAAAUCCACGGUCCCCCACAGGGAAAGAAGACAUAUACCAAAACCUGAAAAGGCCUUGAUUAAACACCAGCUGGAAGCAUGGAAAGCUUUAUAGUACACAAACAACAAAAACAUUUACACAGAAGGGACAGAAAGAAGAACAUUCAACUUAAGAACCAGCUCUUUUCCAAAACUAUACUAUUAUAAGCCAAAUAACAAAAAAAAAGUGUGAAACUGAAACUUUUAAUAUUGCCACAGACUCUUCUGUGUUGAGGUGAUUCUCUGUUUCACAUCUCCAUAUAAUGCUUUAUUGCCUCUUUUUAAUACAUAUUAUAUACAAUAAAAUACAAUAUAAUACAAUAAUUAUUUUUAGUUCUCUUUUAUAAAAUAAGGCAUGUCUAUAUAUAUGCCUGUCUGUUCAGUGCUGUUAAAAUUUAUUUGAAUCUUUGUAUUUUUUAUUCUUUUUUUUUAAUAAUGCUUGUUAAUAGUUGUUAAAUGUGUUUCCCAUUUUCAUGUAUCUUAAUCAGAAGUAAAGUUCUGGUGUCUUCACAAGUAAAAAUAGAGGAAACUACAUUUAAACAUCACAGAUAUUUUAACAGCUGGUAUCUGAGGCAAAGCUGAUUUCCAUUGUGUUAUAGCACAUAUCUAUCAGACAAGCUGAAUAAGCCUGAAAUUAUGUGAGGAGAUAUUAAUUUUUAGACCUCUUUAUGCAGACUAAUUACAUUUAUUGCUGUGUAAAUUAGACUAGCUGCUUAACCCACUCGGUCUAAAAUUGUUAUUAUGGUAAGAAAAUAUGUUUUUAAAAUGAUUAUUUUUUUAAAAUUUUAAUUAUAAAUAUUUAUGCUGUUUUUUAAAUUGAGGGGAAACAAACAAACAAACAAACAAACAACAACAAUGUGUGAUUUCCGUAUACAAUAAUAAAACCCAAGGGCUUAUUUUAAACACUAAUGAAGUAUGAUAGUGCAAGUAUCUACAGCAGUUAGUAACAGUUACAUUGUGCUUUCAUUAAAAUGCAGUUUUCUAGGUGCCAUGAAAAUAUUCAUUAUUAAAGAUAUUUUAUGAUCCUGAAUGCAUAUCUACAUGCCCUGCUCUAAUCAUUUCAUAAUCAUAAAAUGUUCCCAUUCCUGGUGAAGAUUAAGCUUUAUAAUUUACACUUUACAAACAGUUCAACUAAU